CUCGCGCCUCCUCGCCCACGCUCACCGCACCAUGGCGCACCUGCUCGCGCCCGAGGCCGCCGCCAGCGCCUCUUCGUCGUCCCGCUCAUUCGCCGCCGGCCGUGCCAACAUCAUCGUGCGCGACGACGACACCUUUGACUGGGAGAGCUACAUCGCGGCAUACACAGGCCGGACACGCAUCUCGCGCCUCCUCUUCCUCGCGCUGCACUCGCCCUCGCUGCGCCUGCCGUGCGCCAAUGCCGCGCUGGCGCUGCUGCGCCAGACGCCCGAUGCGCACCUCUACUCGUCGGCGGCGCUGGUGCGCAACACGCUGCCCGACGGCGUGGCGCUGCGCCCGGCCGCCGAGCGCGUGCCGCCCGAGGACCGCGCCUGGAUGGCCGAGGCGGAGCAGGAGCAGCGCCGCACGACGGAGAAGCUCGAGAUGGAGCUGCGCGGCUAUCAGAACAACAUGAUCAAGGAGAGCAUCCGUAUUGGACACCGCGACUUGGGCAAUUGGCUGCGCGACUGCGGCCAGCUGAGCGAUGCGCUCAAGUGCUACACGCGCACGCGCGAGUUCUGCUCCACCAGCGAGCAUGUCGUGGAGAUGUGUCUCGGCGUCAUUGAGGUCUCGCUGGAGCUACACAACUUCUCCAACGUCUCCACAUUCGUCUCCAAGGCCGAGGGCGUGCUGGAGUCGUACAACCCCUCUGCUGCAGCUGCGUCGGCAUCCAAGCACUCGGGCAGCUUCAGCAGCGCCACGGGUGUGCCUUCCGCGCGCGGUGGUCCGACGCCCGGCGGCGAUGUAAUUGGCGCCCUCUUCCGCGCCGGUGGAUCCGUGGGCAACGAGGCGUCGGAGAGCGUGGCAUCGUCCAACGCCGAGAGCUUGCGCAAGAAGGCGGCGCAGAGCAAGGGCCUGAGAGACCUCACUGCCAAGCUCGCAGCUGCGGGCGCUGUGGCGCAGCUGGGCAUGGGCAACUACGAGCGCGCAGCCCGGGCCUUCCUCGCCAUUGAUCCUUCGGCAGCCGGAGCAGGCGCUGAGCAAAUCGCGCACAUCCUGUCUCCCGCCGACAUUGCGCUCUACGGCGUCUUCUGUGCGCUGGCCACCUUUCCUCGUUCGACGCUCAAGAGCGAGGUGGUGGAGCGUGCGUCCUUCCGUCCCUUCCUCGAGCAUGCACCGCACGUGCGGCAGCUGCUUGAGGCAUUUGCAGCGUGCGACUACAAGCGUGCGCUGGACCUGCUCGAUGUGUGGAAGAGCCGGCAUCAGCUCGACGUCUACCUCGCGCCGCAUCUCGGCCACCUGACGGACGCGCUGCAGCAGCGUGCACUGCAGCAGUUCUGUGCGCCCUUCGAGAGCGUGGCCGUCGAGCGCAUGGCAGCUGCGUUCGGCUGGGACAGCGAGCACACGCUCGAGAAGCUCGUCGCGCUCAUCCAGGCCGGCAAGCUGGAGGCGCGCAUCGACUGGAGUCGCAUGGUGCUGGAGACGAAGCGCGUUGAUGAGCGCACGGCGCUGUUCGAGAAUGCCAUCGAGGUGGGGCAGAAGCGCGUGCGCGCUGCAAAGGCGCUGCUGCUGCGCAUGGAGCUCGUCGAGAAUGGACUCAUCGUGAAGGCGCCGCUGGCCAGUGAGGCCAGUUGAUGCUCCCGCGCCCCCUACAUCCGCGCCAGCCCACAUUACACCGGGUCGGGCUGCGCUUUGUCACUGUCAACAUGCCGCUGUCAUGAUUUGCAUUGAGAGCGUGGCUGGGACGUGAAGGCGUGAAGAGGUGACCGUGUCGUAAACAGGGGAAGAAGUCGAAGAAGAAAUGAGGGACAUGCGCAGAAAGAGAGGGCCGCCCAGGACCAGGCCGAGAGAAGAGCAAGGCCGUGCUGCA
Messenger RNA from Tilletiopsis washingtonensis, 1847 nucleotides. RefSeq lists its product as hypothetical. The transcript is spliced from 9 exons. Lineage: Eukaryota; Fungi; Basidiomycota; Exobasidiomycetes; Entylomatales. The record is from RefSeq and is a predicted model, not a curated record. Gene Ontology annotation, cellular component: COP9 signalosome. Bases 32 to 1612 code for a protein of 526 amino acids.